Ctenopharyngodon idella (grass carp) is the source of this 1335-nucleotide messenger RNA. RefSeq names its product crystallin, beta B3 (gene crybb3). Gene Ontology annotation, biological process: lens development in camera-type eye; visual perception. The record is from RefSeq and is a predicted model, not a curated record. Lineage: Eukaryota; Metazoa; Chordata; Actinopteri; Cypriniformes; Xenocyprididae. The transcript is spliced from 6 exons. Gene Ontology annotation, molecular function: structural constituent of eye lens. The coding region runs from base 425 to 1186 and encodes 253 amino acids.
GCGGCUCACGGGACUGCAGUGACCAGAGAGAAGGAGAGAGAGAGAGAGAGAGAGAGGACAGUGAGCAGGGUUGUGAUGACAGCAGCUGAUCCUGUCUGAAUCCUCUUGGCUCACGCCCUGUCGGUGCCCGCUGUACCCACGCUGGCAGCAGAGCAGGCUGGUGGCUGCGGGCAACUCCUGCCAACUCACGGCCUAUUGAGAGGCAGUCUGACGGACACAAAUGCGAACGACAGACUUGCUGCAUCAACAGCAAUCAACGCCCAACCCAUUUCUGCUGCUGUGGACGGAAUUAAACCAUAAAUACCCCCCAGGUCCCCUCCACUCGCCCGGUACACCCUCACCUGCACACACACUCACACACACACACUCGCACUGAGACAGAGUGGAGGUGUGAGAAGAACUGACAGAAGAAACAGGCGGAGAGAUGUCGGAUCAGCAGGGAGCCCCAGAUCAGCAAGUCGCUGGGAAGAGCCAAGGAGGAGCAGGAGCAGUUUACAAGGUCUCACUGUAUGAAUUCGAGAAUUUCAGAGGAAAAAAGGUCGAGCUGUCAGCAGAAUGCAAGGACUUGAUUGAGAAGAACUUGGAAAAAGUUGGAUCAGUCAUAGUUGAGUCUUGCCCAUGGGUCGCCUUUGAGCAGAAAGGCUUUUUGGGAGAGCAGUUUGUUUUGGAGAAAGGAGAAUAUCCUCGCUGGACCACCUGGACCAACAGCCAGAGCAGCAACUGCCUCCUGUCCAUUAGACCCCUAAGAGUGGACAGCGCCGACCACAAACUACAUCUGUUCGAGAACUGCAGCUUUGCCGGCAGAAAGAUGGAAAUCGUGGAUGAUGACAUUCCCAGCUUGUGGGUUCACGGCUUCCAGGAUCGUGUGGCCAGUGCAAAAGUUGUCAAUGGAACGUGGGUGGGCUACAUGUACCCUGGCUACCGCGGCCGUCAGUUCGUGUUUGAACAUGGUGACUACAAACACUGGAAUGAAUGGGGAGCCACAGAACCACAGCUGCAGUCCGUCCGACGUGUACGCGACAUGCAGUGGCACAAACGGGGCUGCUUUCCUGUCCCCGUCCCUGCCCCCGUCCCCGACCCGGCUCCCAAACCCAAUCCCAACCCCAGUCCUAACCCCAAUCCUGCGCCCAAUCCAGCCCCCAAUCCUGCUCCCCCUGCCCCAUCCACCACGCCUGCCAGCAGCUGAAGGAGGGCGGCCCGCCCCGUCACCGAUGACCACUGCCCUGCACCUGCUCAGAGGGCCGCGAAGAAAGCUCGAAAGCAAAAGUGACUGCCUUGCCUCUUGUGUGUCUAUCAUUGGAAAUAAAGGCCUCGGCCCCAUGGUUUGAUCUCUGA